Molecule: messenger RNA, 1690 nt
Organism: Dama dama (fallow deer)
Lineage: Eukaryota; Metazoa; Chordata; Mammalia; Artiodactyla; Cervidae
Product: 40-kDa huntingtin-associated protein
Exons: 1
Coding region: 29-1132 (367 amino acids)
Biological process (GO): vesicle cytoskeletal trafficking
Cellular component (GO): early endosome
Molecular function (GO): protein binding
Source: RefSeq, a predicted model, not a curated record
CGCGCCUGGAAGCACCGGGGCGGCGAAGAUGGCGGCUUCUGCGGCCGGCCUGGGCGGCGGCGGUGCGGGCCCAGGGCCUGAGCCGGGGGAUUUCCUGGCCCGCUAUCGUCAGGUGUCCAACAAGCUCAAGAAGCGGUUCCUGCGGAAGCCGAACGUGGCGGAGGCCGGCGAACAGUUCGCACAGCUCGGCCGCGAGCUGCGCGCCCAGGAGUGCCUGCCGUACGCGGCCUGGUGCCAGCUGGCGGUGGCGCGCUGCCAACAGGCGCUCUUCCACGGGCCCGGCGAGGCGCUGGCGCUGACCGAGGCCGCGCGCCUCUUUCUGCGGCAGGAGCGCGACGCGCGCCAACGCCUGGCCUGCCCCGCAGCUGCUGGGGAGGCCCUGCAGGCCGCCGCCGCCGCGCUGGGCGCCGCCGUGCGCCUGCACCUGGAGCUCGGGCAGCCGGCCGCGGCCGCCGCGCUCUGCCUCGAGCUGGCGGCCGCCCUGCGCGACCUGGGCCAGCCGGCCGCUGCCGCCGGCCACUUCCAGCGCGCCGCGCAGCUGCAGCUGCCCCAGCUGCCCCUGGCCGCCCUGCAGGCCCUUGGCCACGCCGCGUCCUGCCAGCUGCUGGCGCGGGACUACAGCGGCGCGCUGGCGCUCUUCACGCGUAUGCAGCGCCUGGCGCGGGAGCUCGGCGGCCCCCCGCCGCAGCCCCCGCCGCCGCCGUCCGGGCCGCAGCCCGCCACCCCCGCGGCCCUCGCCCCGCCGCUCCCGCCUGGCGGUGGGCCGCCGGCUACCGCUGCCCCGGCCGCGCUGGGCGCCUUCGCCGACGUGCUGGUCCGCUGCGAGGUGUCCCGCGUGCUGCUUCUGCUGCUCCUACAGCCGCCGCCCGCCAAGCUCCUGCCGGAGCACGCACACACCCUGGAGAAGUAUGCCUGGGAGGCCUUCGACAGCCACGGGCAGGACAGCAGCGGCCCGCUGCCCGAGGAGCUGUUCCUGCUGCUGCAGUCCUUGGUCAUGGCCACGCACGAGAAGGACACGGAGGCCGUCAAGUCGCUGCAGGUGGAGAUGUGGCCCCUGCUGAGCGCCGAGCAGAACCACCUCCUGCACCUCGUUCUGCAGGAAACCGUCUCGCCGUCGGGCCAGGGGAUCUGAUGAAUCCCUGACGGGAACCCAGCCACGCUGUGCCUGUUCCCGAAACUCACGCACUGGCCUGCGCGUUUGCGGGAGCAUGAUAGACCUUGAUCCCAGCGGUUCUGCCUCUGCAGUGUAUCUUACUUGUCUUGCCACCGGAGGAAUGUAGUUGACUAAAGUCACCUUGUUUCCAUAACAGUUGCAGGAAAAAAAAAAAAAAACAUAGAAUCGGAAGACACAGCUCACCUCACCAGGAAUUUCAGCAUAAACUUGAGAAUCCCUUGGGUCCCUUUCACCCAAAUGUCCCCUCACCCCGCUUGACCCCGCCCCCAGAAGGCUCGCCUUUCCCCACAUCCUUGUUUCACACAGGAUUUAUUUGCGUAUCUCUGGCUUGGAACUCUAGCUGCAUGAUUUUUUCAUGGUGAAUCUGAUUCCUUAGCAUAUUCAGAUGUUUGCCUUCGUGAUCGCCCAGUUCCUCCUUUGUUUCAUGCGCCUCAUAUGUUGGAAUCGGUGUAUUCAGUCUUCCGCGGUUGUCUGUACAGCCCUCAAUCUAUGAUAAAGCCUUUCUGACACUCCUGA